AUAUAUUUGUGGAUAGAUAUGUAUUGUAUGUAUUUUAUAUCAGAACUGAAGGUUAGAAACACUCAAACACUGAGAGGAACAGGAAGUGUCGAGGUUCAGGUUGAACUCAAAUGACGCCCCAGGAUGAACACAACGCUCCCCGAGGGUUCAUCCUCUGGGCACCGAGAGAGACAACGAUGUCACGGACCUGAACGUCCGACUCCUCUGACAUCACUCGAGUCGACGGUCGGGCCAAUCGGCGACCGCUCCCGUCCAAUUACCUCUCAGCUCAUGCUUCAGAGGCGCGGCUCCUCGACUUUUACUUUACUUUAUUUAUUCCAGAAACACUGACGUGACUCUCGUUCGUCGCUCUCUGAAUCCUGACAUGUUGUUUCUGUUGGCGGAGCGGCUCGACCGGUCGGAGAGCGACUCAUCGGCCGAGGAGUGGACCGCCCUGUGAUGCAAUCCCACAUGGCCGCAUUCCAAUCCGCUUCUUCCGUCGUCGUGAUUCAACAAAAAGUAUUUAAAACAGAAUGCCCGUGGAGACGCGCUCCAUCAGAGACAGAUCCGCCGUGGGUCGCUUUCCCUCCGUCACUCUCGAAUUCGGAGAAGACGAGGAGGAAGAUGAUGAAGAGCAGGACGACGACCGCGGAGACGACGGCGAGAAGGAGACGGCGUGCCGCCGCUGGCUUCGGGCGGUUUGCCCGUGUUGCUGCCGCGAACCCGACGACGCCGACGACAUCACCGACACUCUGGACACCGGCAUCGACGAUCUGGACGAGGGGGGAGGAGAGGAGGAGGAGGAAGAGGAGGAGGUCGAGAAGGCCGACGGCGAGCUUAACGACCUCCUCCUGAAGGUCCACUCCGUCGACCUGAUGAAGAGCCAAUCGGGUCAGAACCGCGCCGAGCACCACACGGACCGCUACCAGAGCGACGACUUCAUCAUCCGCAGAGGGCAGCGGUUCCAGAUGUGGGUCACGUUGUCCCGGGCCUUCAGCGGCGAGGGCGACGCCCUCCACCUGGAGCUGAGGACGGGGUCUUUGCCGACGGUGUCAAAGGGAACUCACGUCAUCGUCCCCCUGGUGGACGAGUUGGAGCACGACCGCUGGGCGGCCGCCGUGGUGCGGCGGGACGGCAGCCGGCUGCUGCUGGCGGUGAACUCCUCCCCCGCCGCCGCCGUCGGCCGCUACGAGCUCACGGUGGAGACGAACAACGCCAGCGGCCAGAGCGUCUCCGUGCGCGACCCGGCCAACGACGUCUACCUGUUGUUCAACCCCUGGUGCAAAGACGACGCAGUGUUCAUGGACUCCGAAGAGGAGAGGCAGGAGUACGUCAUGAACGACAUCGGGCGGAUGUACUACGGCACGAGGGAUCAGAUCGGCGUGCGGACGUGGAGUUACGGACAGUUUGAUGACGGGAUCCUCGACGCGUGUUUCUUCAUCCUGGAGAAGAGCGGAACACCCCCGUCAGGGUGGGGCGACCCGGUCAAUGUGGUGCGGGUCAUCUCGGCCAUGAUCAACUCCCCCGACGACCGCGGCGUCGUGGAGGGGAACUGGUCCGGCAGCUAUCCGCUGGGAACCAGUCCAACGGUCUGGAGCGGGAGCGUCGAGAUCCUGAAAGAAUACCACGAGAACCACGGCAACCCCGUGAAGUACGGCCAGUGCUGGGUGUUUGCUGGCGUGUUCACGACAGUUUUACGGUGUCUCGGCGUUCCCAGUCGACCCGUGACCAACUACAGCUCUGCCCACGACACGGACGUCUCCCUGACGACGGACAUCUACCUGGACGAGAACCUGGACCCAAUCGACGAGCUCAACGGCGACUCCGUCUGGAAUUUCCACGUGUGGACCGACUGCUGGAUGGCGAGGCCCGACUUGCCCCUAGGCUACGGAGGCUGGCAGGCCGUGGACGCCACGCCUCAGGAGACCAGCCAGGGAACCUUCCGAUGCGGCCCCGCCUCCCUCGCCGCCAUCUGCAACGGACAGGUGUUCCUCAAGCACGACGCCCCAUUUGUGUUCGCCGAGGUGAACAGCGAUAAAAUCUACUGGCAGAGGAAGAUAGACGGGACCUUCAGUCAGAUCUACAGCGAGAAGAAGCUGGUGGGCCACGCCAUCAGCACGAAGGCCGUGGGCACCGACGAGCGCAGCGACAUCACGCACCUCUACAAACACCCCGAAGGGUCGGAGCCGGAACGCAUCGCGGUGGAGACGGCGUCCCGCUACGGCUCCAAGGCGGAGGCCUACACCUCCCCCACGGCGGAGGACGUCUCCGUGGUAGUGACUAUGGACGGCGAGGGGCCGAAGAUGGGUGGCGACGCCGGUCUGACCGUCACGUUGAGGAACGGCAGCUCGGAGCGGCGGCGGCUCGUCCUGCACAGCCAGGUGGCGGUCAUGUACUACACCGGCGUCCACAAGGCCACCGUCAGGAAGGACGAGACGGAGGUGGACCUGAUGCCCAACGAAGUCAACAUGUUGGAUUGGAACCUGGAGUACAAAGACUACAAGGACCAGCUGGUGGACCAGGCGGCUCUGAUGCUGACCCUGUCGGGCCGGGUCAAAGAAACCCAGCAGGUCUUCGCCACUCAGUUCAGUUUCCGCCUCCGGACCCCAGACCUCAUCUUAAAGCCAAUAGGAAAGGCCGUGGUCGGAGAAAAGAUGGCGGUAGAGAUUUCCUUCACUAACCCACUCCCGCAGGUGCUGAAGGCGGUGAUAUUCCAUGUGGAAGGACUCGGCCUCCUCAGUGCUCGAAAGAUUCAUCAUGGAGAUAUCGGCGCUCGUGAAUCGGUGACUCUGACCGAGCAGCUCGUGCCCUCGCUGGCCGGGCCCAGGAAAUUACUGGCUUCCCUGGACAGCAGGCAGCUCACGCAGGUUCACGGCGUGGCCGACGUCACGGUGGAGGGGAAGAGCCACGGCGCUCUGUAGCCACGGCGAUGUGUAGCCACGGCGAUGUGUAGCCACGGCGAUGUGUAGCCACGGCGCUCCAUAGUCACGCAUUCAUACGGAAGGGUUUUAUUCAAAUGAACCAGAGAGAGACAACUCAUAAAACAUGGAAGAGAAAAAAAGAUGCCGUCCCUCAAGAUGUUUACUUUUGUAAAAAGAAGAAGAGGCACUACGUUGAGAUUGUGUUUUUUUAUGCCAUAUUUGUAUGGAGAAUAUUUAUUUAAAAUCUGUAAAUACUGGUUCAAAUGCUCUUGUAUUAUUUUAAACAAAGACAAUUUAAAGUGUA
This is a messenger RNA of Pseudoliparis swirei, 3204 nucleotides long. RefSeq names its product protein-glutamine gamma-glutamyltransferase K-like. The transcript is spliced from 14 exons. Bases 513 to 2900 code for a protein of 795 amino acids. The record is from RefSeq and is a predicted model, not a curated record. Gene Ontology annotation, biological process: peptide cross-linking. Gene Ontology annotation, molecular function: protein-glutamine gamma-glutamyltransferase activity. NCBI's taxonomy places the organism in Eukaryota, Metazoa, Chordata, Actinopteri, Perciformes, Liparidae.